Molecule: messenger RNA, 1410 nt
Organism: Rhizophagus irregularis DAOM 181602=DAOM 197198
Lineage: Eukaryota; Fungi; Glomeromycota; Glomeromycetes; Glomerales; Glomeraceae
Source: RefSeq, a predicted model, not a curated record
AUGUCUUUUGAUUAUUCUCAGGAAGUUACUAAAGAUUAUGAAAAAUUACUUGAAUCGGAUGAAGAAUAUAAUGUUAUUAUCUAUGCCGGUGAAGGUGAAGAAGUAAAAGAAAUACAUGCACAUUCAAAUAUUUUACGUAUCAGGUCUCAAUAUUUUCGAACGGCAUUUUCUAAUGAAUCGACCAAGAAGAAAGAUGGAAAAUUUAUUUUUAAUUUCCCUAAUAUUUCUCCUCAAUUUUUUAAAAUUAUUCUAAGGUUUAUUUAUUGUGGAAAGAUUAAUUUGGAGAACUUAAAAGGACCUGAUAUUCUAAAGCUUUUGAUAGCAGUAGAUGAAUUUAAAAUACAAUCAUUAAUCCUUUGUAUUCAAGAAUAUUUGACCAAACAUCAACAUCAAUUUUUACAACAAAAUCCUAUGGAAAUUCUUGAAACAGUCUAUCAACACGAAGUCUUCACUGAAUUAUGGAAUUAUUGUCUUGAAGAAAUUUGUGCUAAACCAGAUACAUUAUUUAAAUCUGAUAAAUUUAUCAAUUUAAAAGCACCUUUAUUAGAAUUACUUUUAAAACGAGAUGAUUUGUCAUUGGAUGAAAUUGUUAUUUGGGAUAACUUAAUCAAAUGGUGUUUUUCUCAACAUCCUUCUAUUCAGAAAGAUGUUAAGAAAUGGAAUAAAGAAGAAAUUGUAAUUAUGGAGAGAACUAUUCAUAGAUUUAUUCCAUUGAUAAGAUUUUAUCAUAUUCCUUCUGCUGACUUUAUUGCUAAAGUAUAUCCUUUUAAAAAAGUAAUGCCAGAGGAUUUAAUUGAUAAUAUACUUGUUUUUCAUAUGACUCCAGAUAAUCAAUUAAUUGAUAUACAACCCCCUAGGAAACCAAAAUGUAUUUAUGAUACUAUUAUCGUAAAUGACAAACAUUUUGCUAUUUUUUCUAGUUGGAUUGAAAAGAAAAAUCAUUUUUAUUAUAAUGAAAAAAAUAUUCCUUAUAAUUUUAAUUUACUUUAUCGUGCUAGUAGGGAUGGUAAUACACCUGCAGCAUUUCAUACUAAAUGUGAUAAUAAAGGUGCUACAAUUGUUCUAGUAAAAAUCACAAAUUCAGAACAAAUAGUUGGAGGAUAUAAUCCAUUUUAUUGGAAUUCGGUUGGUGGAUGGAACACUACUUAUGAUAGCUUUUUAUUCUCAUUUACAGAUACAAAUAACCUUCUAAGUGCGAAAGUAAGUUAUAGUAAUGGCAAUCAAUAUUCUGUGUAUAAUUCAACUUACGGUCCAGCAUUUGGCGGUGGUCAUGAUUUAUAUUUUAAUAAUAAUAAUGAGUGGUAUAGCAGUACAAUUACAAAUUUUUCUGACUCUUCUUAUCCUGAAAUUGGUAUACCAGCAAAAUUUAAAGCUGAUGACUUUGAAGUUUUUCAAAUUGUUAAAAAAUAA